AUGCCUUCUUCAUCAGACACUGGAGUUUCAGAUACUUUAGAUCCCAUGGCGAUAGUAUCAGAUGACAGAGUUUCGUCGGAGCGAGAGGUCUACACUUCCGACACCACCAGUACCGAUGAUGACGAUUUCCAGCCCUUUGCGCUGCCUGACGUCGGAGCCGAGCCUGCUGAUGAGCAUGACCCUGUUCAUGACGAUGCACCCGCUGUUGCUCCUUUGGUUGAUGAUAUACCUAUUGCCGAUCAUCCUAUUGUUGCUACACCGUUAGUGGAUGAUCAUAUUGAUGACGCUCCUGUUGACGCUCCACUCUUGAUGGAGGAUCCUGUUGUUGCACCACUUCCUGAUCCUGUGCCGGUGCUGUUCGACCGUGCACCUUUCGCUACCCAUAUAGAUCCACGUUACGCCGACACCCGUAACGGGUGGAUAGAUGAUGACGAUGAUUACCCAGCAUUCGUGUUACCAGUUACACCUCCAGCAGCCCCUGUUUUAGCACUCGUUUUAGCACCCAUUUCAGCACCCAUCGAUAUCCCCCCAUUUCCCCCACACAUCACAGAUGCUCAUCGCACAGAUCUUCCUGUUACGUUUCUUCACGACAUACCGCCACCGCGUCCUGGAGAGGGGUCAUCUAGGCAGCCGCCUAUCCCUGUUCCACCCAUGAUGUCAUCUCCUUUUCCAUUCACAUCUCAGUUUCCCACUGUUACACCACCCACUGCACCGUCCUUCACUCCGUCAAGCGAGCCAUUUCUAUGGACUACGCCCCUAUCAUGCUACUGUCUGAUCCGUAUCACCCAUACCAUGUUGGGUACUCCACGGAGGACAUCCUUACUUCUCUGA
Molecule: messenger RNA, 831 nt
Organism: Helianthus annuus (common sunflower)
Lineage: Eukaryota; Viridiplantae; Streptophyta; Magnoliopsida; Asterales; Asteraceae
Product: WAS/WASL-interacting protein family member 3-like
Exons: 2
Coding region: 1-831 (276 amino acids)
Source: RefSeq, a predicted model, not a curated record